AUGCCUCCUAAAACCAGUGGUAAAGCAGCAAAGAAGGCCGGCAAAGCCCAAAAGAACAUUACCAAGGGCGAUAAGUCGAAGAGACGUACCAAGCGUAAGGAGAGUUACGCUAUCUACAUUUACAAAGUGUUGAAGCAAGUCCAUCCCGACACCGGUAUCUCCUCCAAGGCCAUGAGCAUCAUGAACAGUUUCGUCAACGAUAUCUUCGAACGUAUUGCCGCCGAAGCCUCUCGUUUGGCCCACUACAACAAGCGCUCGAAGGCAGAAUUGUUGCAUCCUCGAGUGAUUCGCGAGAAACAAAUGCCUCCUCAACGUGCCACAGUUAGAUCUGGUUUUUGGGCUGGAGGAAACGCCAGAAAUGCCCGUUUUGAUCGUGGCGAUGCUUUACACGAAUAA
Musca domestica (house fly) is the source of this 396-nucleotide messenger RNA. RefSeq names its product histone H2B. The coding region runs from base 1 to 396 and encodes 131 amino acids. The transcript is spliced from 2 exons. The record is from RefSeq and is a predicted model, not a curated record. Gene Ontology annotation, molecular function: structural constituent of chromatin; DNA binding; protein heterodimerization activity. Lineage: Eukaryota; Metazoa; Arthropoda; Insecta; Diptera; Muscidae. Gene Ontology annotation, cellular component: nucleosome.